This is a messenger RNA of Phasianus colchicus (ring-necked pheasant), 1972 nucleotides long. RefSeq names its product toll interacting protein (gene TOLLIP). NCBI's taxonomy places the organism in Eukaryota, Metazoa, Chordata, Aves, Galliformes, Phasianidae. Gene Ontology annotation, biological process: ubiquitin-dependent protein catabolic process. Gene Ontology annotation, cellular component: cytoplasm. Gene Ontology annotation, molecular function: ubiquitin binding; ubiquitin conjugating enzyme binding. The record is from RefSeq and is a predicted model, not a curated record.
GCAGACAGGACGCACAGCGCCCCCCUCGCAGUCACCGGGCUCCUGGCCCGUCGGCGCACGCGCGUGGGCGCGGACGGCUUUGGAAACCGCCAGAAGGGGCGGGCAGCGCGGUGCCGCAGGCCUGCGCGGCGGCGGGGGCGGGGCCGGGGUCAGCUGACACGGGCGCCUGGCGCUGCGCGGCGGUCGGCGGCGGCCGUCGGAGCGGUUAACGGGAGCGGUUGGGGCGGCCUGGCGGGGCGGAAGGCGGGGGCUCGGCCCGAGGGAGGCGGCAUGGCGACCACCGUCAGUACCCAGCGGGGCCCGGUGUAUGUUGGUGAGCUUCCUCAAGAUUUUCUUCGUAUUACUCCAACCCAGCAGCAACAGCAAAUCCAACUGGAUGCCCAGGCAGCUCAGCAGCUGCAGUAUGGAGGACCAAUGAGUACAGUCGGCAGACUGAGCAUUACUGUAGUACAGGCAAAAUUGGCAAAGAACUAUGGAAUGACCCGCAUGGAUCCCUACUGCCGAAUACGGCUGGGGUAUGCUGUGUAUGAAACCCCCACAGCACAUAAUGGAGCCAAGAACCCUCGCUGGAACAAAGUUAUUCAGUGCACUGUUCCUCCGGGUGUGGACUCUUUUUACCUAGAGAUAUUUGAUGAGCGUGCCUUUUCAAUGGAUGAUCGCAUUGCUUGGACACACAUUACAAUUCCUGAAUCUCUAAAACAAGGAAAUGUGGAGGAUGAAUGGUAUAGCCUGAGUGGAAGACAGGGUGAUGACAAAGAAGGAAUGAUUAAUCUGGUGAUGUCAUACACGUCUUUGCCAGCUGCCAUGAUGAUGCAGCCCCAGCCAGUGGUUCUGAUGCCCACUGUAUACCAGCAAGGAGUGGGAUAUGUGCCUAUAGCAGGAAUGCCUGCAGUCUGCAAUCCUGACAUGGUACCUGUGGCAAUCCCACCUCCUGCAAUCAAUCCUCAGCACCUGUGUAACGAAGAGGACCUGAAAUCUAUUCAGGACAUGUUUCCCAACAUGGACAGGGAAGUAAUCCGCUCAGUGCUAGAAGCUCAGAGAGGGAACAAGAGUGCAGCUAUCAACUCCUUGCUUCAGAUGACUGAAGAAUCAUAGAAUCACUUCCUGCGUUGUCCCUUUCCUCAAUGCCACUUAUUUUUACUUGCCAAGCCAGGGAUUUAGCUAGAGGAAGAAUUUCCUAACAGUUUGCUGUUAGUGCAUCCUGUAUUCAAGAAUAUAUCCCCUUUUCUCCUUGAGCAUUUGGAUCUUUUCACUUUCUUACGCUAAACUGAGUAUGUGCAGGUAGAGAAUGUCCUACAGUACAGCGUUGAAACAUCUUUGAUAUCACCUGUGCCCUGUUUGGCUGUAUUCUGAGGGAAUAAUGCUGCUUUUUUUCCUUUCUCUCCCUCUGUUCAAAAACUUGUUCUUACAGAAUAACUCUAUGCAGUACAGGAUUUACUACUGUUUGUUAGGGUGGAAAAAUUGCUUUUCCAACGGAGGGUUUGCUUUUUGAACAAUUUAUUUGAAGUGUUUAGGUUUAACCAAGCAACCUGUUUAUAGCAGAAAUUAAAAGAAAGGCCUGCUCCUUGUCCUGCAGUGGUCAGUUAUUGCUGUGAGAUAUUCAACUGCUUGUGAUUGAUGGAAGAUUUUUGGUUCAAUCAGUUAUUUCUAAAGUUGUGCUUGUUGGUAUUUCUAAUGAGCAUCUUCCCUUCAAUCUAGAGCACCUAAGCAGUAUAUCAUCUCGUGUGCACCUAGGGCUUUUAUCACACCAUAGAACAUGGUUAUAUAUCUGUAAAGUCUUAACAAAUGACUUUUGUAACUUGUGCAGUCUACUGCUAUAGCAGAGAACAAGACUGAACCCUAAUGUCACUACUGCUUUUGCAUUCCCAUGACUAUUUCAAAGGACAAAUGCAGAAGGGCAGAAGGAAAGAUUUUGGAGAAUUAAUGAAGCUAUAAAAAUUUAAGGUAUUGCUGUUGAUUUAAAAAAAAAAAA